AUGGAAUUAACUCCUGAUGAUCGUGAGAAAAUAUUUAAAUUUAUGAACACACAAGUGUACGAUUAUGAAGAUGAUGAUUUUGUUGUAGCAGCAGAUGUGAAUGGACAAGCUAGUGUCAAUUUGCCGCAUGUAGAAAAUGAUUAUGAGCGACUUGGAGAUAGAUCUGCCUUAUGUCGAUUCAUCACUGAAGAAAUGCAAUUACGUCGUCAUCAACACAAUCCUGGAUUUUAUCGUCAACUCAAUAAUUCUUCUCUGUCAUAUCGUCAACUCGUUCACCCGCGUGUACUCGUCCAACCUGUACAAUUUGCUUUGCCACACGUACCACGCUUACUAUCCAUACUUCCAUUAAUUCAACGAUUCGUUUCGGCGCAAUCGCUAAUCAAGGCUGGUUAA
This is a messenger RNA of Didymodactylos carnosus, 393 nucleotides long. The record is from the annotation of a GenBank genome assembly. Lineage: Eukaryota; Metazoa; Rotifera; Eurotatoria; Philodinida; Philodinidae.